ACUUUUUAAGUCGUUUUCACUUGAAUAAGUAAUAUUAAGUAACUAUUUAUGUUAUUAGUAUUAAUUAUACCUUUUUAUGUCAAAUAAAAUCAAAUUACAUGUUUCUAUAACAAUAUAUCAAACCACAUAAAUUAUGUACAAUUUGGAAGGAAGCAGCCAAGCCAAGUCACACUAUUCCAUAGCCUCGCUCCUCUCUCUGUUUUAGUUGUUUAUAUUUGUAUGGCUGAAAACCUAAAAAAUAAAAACCUGACAAAAAAAAUAUAGAUAUACAUGGCAAUGGUAGCAAGUUUGACGCCUAAAUUAUCAGUAAAAUCCAACUAGACCAUGACUUAUUAGGAACCUCACCAUUACUAUCCUCUUCAUCAACAUUAUCUUCAUGACUAUAGAGAGAGAGUUGCUUUUUCAUAGAAUAAGAAUAAAGUUAAAUUUGAGGGGAGAGAAAUCUUGAUAGAGAGAGUUGGACUAUGUGCCACCUCAAUAUUUGUGUUUUAAGAGUCCCUCAUUUACACUAGGAAGAUUCUCGGAUUGUUUAUAAACUUUCUUCAUCAAACUUGGAAAACGGUGAGGUCAGAUUUCAAAGAUUAUUUUCCUGGGUUUUUAAAGAUAAGAAGAGGAAGGUGAAUACUAGAGAAUAGCAGGAUUGUGCAAUAUCCCAACUGGGUUUCCUUCUUUAGAGAGAGAGAACAGAAGAUGUUGGAAGGAAAAGCCUUGGUAGAGGACACAGACAUGCCAGUGAAGAUGCAAAUCCAAGCAAUGGCUUCUGCUUCUCAAGCUUUAGAUCUGUAUGAUGUCUUUGACUGCAAAGCCAUUGCUGCCCACAUCAAAAAGGAGUUUGAUUUGAGAUAUGGGAGUGGAUGGCAAUGUGUGGUGGGAUCAAAUUUUGGGUGUUAUUUCACUCAUUCUGAAGGUACUUUCAUCCACUUCAAACUGGAGACACUCAAUUUUCUCAUCUUCAAGGGGGCUUCUUCUCCCUCCUCUGCCUAAGACUAGACUGGGUUGUCUUUGAUUGUAAAAAAGAAAAACAAGCCAAGAGAUGAAAAGAUACUAAGAUAGCAUUACCAGGGCCACACAUCCACAUGGGUUCUUUAAGAUUUUCAAAAAUGGCCGGAUGCACUGUAUGUAUACAUCUCAUGGUCUACACUGUAAUACCACCUUUGCAUGCCUUGUACCUGAUUGCUGCAUUUAGAGGAAAAAGAACGUGAAUUGAGAAUGAAAAUGUAGAAUAAACUGUUGAAAAAAGAGAAAUAUAUUGAGCUAUGGCUAAUGGACCAUUUAAACAGAAACAGACAUAAUUGUUUGACAGAGUGAUACCAA
Molecule: messenger RNA, 1314 nt
Organism: Tripterygium wilfordii
Lineage: Eukaryota; Viridiplantae; Streptophyta; Magnoliopsida; Celastrales; Celastraceae
Product: dynein light chain LC6, flagellar outer arm
Exons: 2
Coding region: 691-984 (97 amino acids)
Biological process (GO): microtubule-based process
Cellular component (GO): dynein complex
Molecular function (GO): dynein intermediate chain binding; dynein light intermediate chain binding
Source: RefSeq, a predicted model, not a curated record